AUCUUCCGGGUUAGUGGGAGACCUUGAGAGUCGUGGAAUCGUUCCGAGUGUUACAAUCUGUAAAGCGAACGAAGAGUCCGACUCAAGGCUCUGCAACAGGUGAAAAAAAAAUAUAUUUUACUGUGGUGUCGUCCCUGGAUUUUCCAUGAUAUUAUACAUGAAACUUCGUCGACGUUGUAUUCCCCAAUAAACUAUGAACAUCUGGUUUAAAAUUUUAUUUCUAUCGAUACUCGAUAAAGAAAUUAGAUCAUCCCUCGCCUGGCCAGCUCUUAACUUUUGGCCUCUUGCUCCCAGCCGACAACCUCACGACACAUUCGAUCUGUCUGACGGAGGCGGUCGCGAUCCACGUGUUUUAAAUUUUUUCCCCGUACCCGUGGAAGAGGAAUGUCUGUCGGAAGACAAGCGCAGAGUCGGAAUCUGCAUGAACACCUACGAAUGUCGGAUUCAGCAAGGAAAAUCUCACGGCCCCUGCGCCCUCGGUUUUGGCGUUUGUUGCAUAUUUACAACGAGCUGCGGGGAAGAAGUCCAAAAUAAUUUGACCUACGUCACGAACCCGGGAUUUCCCAACUUGGUUGAUCAGUCAAUGAACUGCUCGUUGACCGUGAAAAAAAUCGAUCCUCAAGUCAGUCAGCUACGAAUAGACUUUCUACACUUCAAUAUCGGUCAACCGAACAGGAGAACCGGUAUCUGUGACACUGACUUAAUGGAAAUUCGAACCGGAGUUAGGAGUCUAAAUCUGUGCGGUUGGAACAGCGGGCAACACGUAUACGUCGACGUGGACGACGGUCCGAUAACUUUGGAUUUCCGGCUCCCGUCAUCCCUGGAAUCAAAAAUGUGGGAAAUGCGAAUAACUCAAGUCGGCUUCGAGCAAAGGGCACCGGCAGGUUGUCUGCAGUACCACGAUAGUCCGAAAGGAUUUUUACGUACUUUGAACUACUUGCCGAACGGACGUUACCUCGCCGACCAAGAUCAUCUACUUUGCGUUCGUCAGGAGCGUGGAAUGUGCAGCAUCGCUUACGCCCCGUGCUCACCGGAAUCAUUCCGCAUCGGUCCCCCUCGGUUAAUCAGACCCACAUCAAACGCCGCAGCAGGAAGUCAAUCGGCGGGAGAAGACCAACUCCAGGGCGUUCAUCAAGAGGGUUCCGGGACGGGUGAUCCAAUAUUCUACGGAACCGCACCCCGCUGCAGAGACAGGGUGCUGAUCCCGUGCGAUUUUGAAGAAUUUAUCACGCCCGGAAAUGACGGGGCGGGUAUAUGCGACUUGGAACACUGCGGUAACUCUCUAUGCAACCCUGGGGAAUUGGAUGCCGAUGGGAAUUGCAGAGUUGAAACGUCGGCGACGCCGUUUCAUAUUCGUGUAGCUUUCGGUCCGGGCGAAGACAACGGAUCGUCGUCAGAAGACAACGUCGGCAUGUGUCUCAGCUACGAACAAUUGCCUUGCGGACCUUGACUUUAUAUUAUAAUUUGUAAAUACAUUUAUUUAUUUAUUUA
Molecule: messenger RNA, 1491 nt
Organism: Athalia rosae (coleseed sawfly)
Lineage: Eukaryota; Metazoa; Arthropoda; Insecta; Hymenoptera; Athaliidae
Exons: 6
Coding region: 194-1450 (418 amino acids)
Source: RefSeq, a predicted model, not a curated record